Panicum virgatum (switchgrass) is the source of this 1451-nucleotide messenger RNA. Its product is annotated as heavy metal-associated isoprenylated plant protein 20-like. The record is from RefSeq and is a predicted model, not a curated record. Gene Ontology annotation, molecular function: metal ion binding. NCBI's taxonomy places the organism in Eukaryota, Viridiplantae, Streptophyta, Magnoliopsida, Poales, Poaceae. The coding region runs from base 612 to 1133 and encodes 173 amino acids. The transcript is spliced from 2 exons.
UCUGAACAUCCUUUGGCUCACCACCUAGAAACUCCAACAAGGAAUGCAGUCAUGUAAUGCUCGUCUCAGUGUGGAAACGACGAGCAUGUCCUCUGAAGCGCCUGUACAUCAUCUUCCACACGCAUGGCCGCAUGGGCAUGGCCACAUCCACUUUCCAAAGCCUCAGCCUUGCAGAGACCCAUUUCUUGCACCUUCCGCUCGUCCCAAGCCCCUGCCUGUGCGUGCCCUGCGAGUCUGCUUGGCCUACUGCAACACACAACCGCACCACCAUUCCACUGCGCGCUGCGCAACCGUCACAUGAGACGAGACCUCGCACCACACCACGGCUCCUCUUUCCUCCCCUCGUCGUGUUCUCUUGUCAGCCUCCAACACGGCAGCACACCCCUUCCCUCACCACUCUCCCGUCCUCUCACUCGGUCACACCGAACGUCUCGCCAUUGCCUCCUAGUUCAAAAGCCAGGCCUCCGAACAGUACAGCCCCUGCCGGCCUCGGACAACGCCAGACAGUGCCCCUCUAGGCUUGCCUAGCUAGGCUAGGCUUCCUUCACCACUUGCACCUCACAAAAAGAGAUCGAGCUCACCCACCACCUCAGGGCCUUGCGGCAUUUCCCAUGGGAGGCGCCAUGAGGCACCUGCUCGGCUUGCUGGGAGCCAUCAAUGGCCGCCUCAGGGAGAAGAGGAAGAAGAUGGUGCUGCGGCGCCCGGUGCGGGAGGUGGAGCUCAGGGUCAGGAUAGACUGCGAGCGCUGCGAGCGCGAGGUCAAGAAAGCGCUCUCCGGCAUGAGAGGAGUGCAUCAUGUGGAGGUGAACAGGCUGCAGCAGAAGGUGACGGUCACUGGCGAGGUGGACCCGCUGGCGGUGCUGCGGCGGGCCCAAUCCACGGGGAAGAAGGCGGAGCCGUGGCCCCAGAAAGCUGCUGCGGCCGGCGGCUACUACUACGUCCCGGCGGGUGUGGCCCUCUACGGCGUCGGGGCGGCCCAGCUGCAGGCCCACGACGGCGGCAGGUGGGCGAACCCGGCAGCGGCUGGCUACUACCACUACCCGGCGGCGAGGAGCGCGGAGGCGGCCAUCGGCGCCGAGCAGAUCACCGACAUGUUCAGCGACGACAACCCCAACGCCUGCUCCGUCAUGUGACACACCCUAGGAGUGCUCGACACAGCAGCUCAGUUACCAUCAGUUUAGGUAGCUGUAGCGAGGCAGUAGAUAGUAAGCGUAGCGACAUGGUGGCAUCGUAUUGUCACUCUGAAUCUUGUGAGGUUUUCUAUGUGGCGUGGUAAAGUUAGGGAAGAAUGUAGCGUAGCAGAGUUUAGACCGAUGGCCCGCGGAGCAAGAAGCAAACUUUGCGUCGAUAGAUUCUAGUAAUCUACGCGCUUAGAUCCCCACCCGCUCUUUAUGUUGGGAUCAGGGAGUGGAAUAUGAGAUCAGCUGAUCACUGUCCCUGGGGUCAAUCUC